This is a messenger RNA of Eimeria mitis, 324 nucleotides long. RefSeq lists its product as uncharacterized. The record is from RefSeq and is a predicted model, not a curated record. Lineage: Eukaryota; Apicomplexa; Conoidasida; Eucoccidiorida; Eimeriidae. Bases 1 to 324 code for a protein of 107 amino acids. The transcript has 2 exons.
AUGUGGAUGGAAGGGUGUCGCCGCGUUGAGGAUGUGAUGGUCGCUUUGCAGUCGGGUCCAGAGAACCGGGAACCUCAGGCGGUGGGGAGAGUUGCUGUUCAGGCUGUUUGCACGGCAACUGGAAAGCUGCAGCACUCUUCAACAGGCAUUGGAAUAUGCUCAGACGUGUGCAGCAUCUGGAUGGAAGGGUGUCGCCACGUUGAGGAUGUGAUGGUCGCUUUGCAGUCGGGGCCAGAGAACCGGGAACCUCAGGCGGUGGGGCGAGUUGCUGUUCAGGCUGUACGCGUGAACGACUCGAAGAACGUGAACUGCAAGGCCGGUUAA